AAGACAGCGAGCGACGUGAUUGCUUGGUUUUGAAAGACUGAAGCGCCGCGGCCAAUUCGAAAAGAAUGCACCCACUCAGUACUGUAACGUAGCUGACUGCAAGAGAGCCACCCGAACACGCAUUCACCUAGCUAGUUAACUUAGCUACAGUCAAGUUACACAACGAUAUUGGAAGCAAACCUAGCCUGUUUUUUUCAAGGGAACAAUGGAAGAUUACGUGAAAAUAGAGAAAAUCGGAGAGGGUACCUAUGGGGUUGUGUACAAAGGCAGACACAAGUCGACAGGCCAGGUGGUGGCAAUGAAGAAGAUCCGUCUGGAGAGUGAGGAGGAGGGAGUGCCAAGCACGGCUGUUAGAGAGAUCUCUCUUCUCAAAGAGCUAGCGCACCCUAAUGUUGUACAGCUUCUAGAUGUGCUGAUGCAGGAGUCCAGACUGUACCUCAUCUUUGAGUUCCUGUCCAUGGACCUGAAGAAAUACCUAGACUCUAUCCCCUCGGGCCAGUACAUGGACCCCAUGCUUGUGAAGAGCUAUCUGUACCAGAUCUUGGAAGGCAUCCUGUUCUGCCACUGUAGAAGGGUCCUCCACAGAGACCUGAAACCCCAGAACCUGCUGAUUGACAACAAGGGAGUGAUCAAGCUGGCAGACUUUGGGUUGGCCAGGGCUUUCGGGGUGCCAGUCCGGGUAUAUACCCACGAGGUUGUGACACUGUGGUACAGGGCUCCUGAGGUGCUGCUGGGGGCCCCACGGUACUCCACCCCUGUGGAUGUCUGGAGUAUCGGGACCAUCUUUGCAGAGUUGGCCACAAAGAAACCACUUUUCCACGGAGACUCAGAGAUAGACCAGCUUUUCAGGAUCUUCAGGACCCUUGGUACUCCCAACAAUGACAUCUGGCCAGAGGUGGAGUCUCUGCCUGACUACAAGAACACGUUCCCCAAGUGGAAGUCUGGGAACCUGUCUUCCAUGGUGAAGAACCUGGACAAGAACGGCAUUGAUCUGCUCGCUAAAACGCUAAUCUAUGACCCACCCAAGAGGAUCUCUGCCAGACAGGCUAUGAGCCAUCCAUACUUUGACGACCUGGACAAAACCACUCUACCUGCCAGCACGGUCAAGAUGUAAACGCCACACAGCUCGACUCAAAGGACCUGAAAAAUAGUACAAUUAUGGAAGCAUAUUGAUCGUCUGGUUUUGUUUGUAUGUUUGUUUUUUCUUUGUUUGUCCUUUUUCUAUCUACCGGUGAUAUUAAUCAUUAUUCUGUAAAUAGCGUUUAAAAAAAACGAAACCGGUUUGGAUCUGAAGUGACAUGUGCUAAAGGUUACAUUCAAAAGUAGUAUAUUUUCAAUAAAGUGUGCUUUUCUAGAUCCGUUA
Salmo salar (Atlantic salmon) is the source of this 1363-nucleotide messenger RNA. It is a transcript of the gene cdk1, whose product is annotated as cyclin dependent kinase 1. Gene Ontology annotation, biological process: protein phosphorylation; G2/M transition of mitotic cell cycle; mitotic G2 DNA damage checkpoint signaling. Gene Ontology annotation, cellular component: nucleus. The record is from RefSeq and is a predicted model, not a curated record. Lineage: Eukaryota; Metazoa; Chordata; Actinopteri; Salmoniformes; Salmonidae. Gene Ontology annotation, molecular function: cyclin-dependent protein serine/threonine kinase activity; ATP binding.